This is a messenger RNA of Vigna unguiculata (cowpea), 1655 nucleotides long. RefSeq names its product stearoyl-[acyl-carrier-protein] 9-desaturase, chloroplastic. NCBI's taxonomy places the organism in Eukaryota, Viridiplantae, Streptophyta, Magnoliopsida, Fabales, Fabaceae. Gene Ontology annotation, cellular component: chloroplast stroma. The record is from RefSeq and is a predicted model, not a curated record. Gene Ontology annotation, molecular function: stearoyl-CoA 9-desaturase activity; stearoyl-[ACP] desaturase activity. Gene Ontology annotation, biological process: fatty acid biosynthetic process; defense response.
UAAGUGGUUGUGCUCCCUUCUUCCUUUCACUCGCAACUUUCCUCCUUUACUGCCUCACAUCACUCUUCUCUUCUUUCAUUGUUUCUUCUCACACAAUUUCUCUCAUUCGUUAUUGAAAAUCCCUUUCGCUCUCGUCAUCUUUCAACCAGUUAACCUAAGAAUCAAGAAUGGCUCUCAGACUCAAUCCUCUCCCAACCCAAACCUUCGCCCUUCCUCAGAUGGCGAGUCUCAGAUCUCCCAAGUUCCGCAUGGCUUCUACCCUCCGUUCCGGUGCCAAAGAGGUUGAAAAUAUUAAGAAGCCUUUCACGCCGCCGAGAGAAGUGCAUGUUCAAGUGACCCAUUCUAUGCCUCCCCAGAAGAUUGAGAUUUUCAAAUCGUUGGAGGAUUGGGCUGAGCAGAACAUCUUGACUCUCCUUAAACCUGUGGAAAAAUGUUGGCAACCACAGGAUUUUUUACCAGAUCCUUCUGCAGAUGGAUUUGACGAGCAGGUGAGGGAACUGAGACAGAGAGCGAAGGAGCUUCCUGAUGAUUACUUUGUUGUUCUGGUUGGAGACAUGAUCACAGAGGAAGCCCUUCCUACUUAUCAAACAAUGUUAAAUACAUUGGAUGGAGUUCGUGAUGAAACAGGCGCUAGCCUUACUUCCUGGGCAGUUUGGACUAGGGCAUGGACUGCUGAAGAAAAUAGACACGGUGAUCUUCUUAAUAAGUAUCUUUACUUAUGUGGACGAGUUGACAUGAGACAAAUUGAGAAGACAAUUCAGUACCUGAUUGGAUCUGGAAUGGAUCCUCGGACUGAGAACAGUCCCUACCUUGGUUUCAUUUACACUUCAUUUCAAGAGAGGGCAACCUUCAUAUCCCACGGAAACACAGCCAGGCUUGCUAAAGAGCAUGGUGAUAUAAAGUUGGCCCAGAUCUGCGGCAUGAUUGCCUCGGAUGAGAAACGCCACGAGACUGCAUACACCAAGAUAGUGGAAAAGCUGUUUGAGGUUGACCCUGAUGGUACUGUUAUGGCGUUUGCAGACAUGAUGAGGAAGAAAAUUGCCAUGCCAGCACAUCUUAUGUAUGAUGGCCUUGACGACAACCUGUUUGAUAACUACUCUGCUGUAGCCCAACGCAUUGGGGUCUAUACUGCCAAAGACUAUGCUGAUAUACUUGAAUUUCUGGUGGGGAGGUGGAAGGUGGAGGAUCUAACAGGACUAUCAAGCGAGGGAAGGAAGGCUCAGGAUUACGUUUGUGGGCUGCCUCCAAGAAUCAGAAGGUUGGAGGAGAGAGCUCAAGCAAGAGUCAAGGAGUCAUCAAAAAUUCGGUUCAGUUGGAUUCAUGACAGGGAAGUACUACUCUAAAUGCGCCAAGGAAGCAUCAUGAAUGUUCCUGCAAAACCAUUCUGAGAAAUGUUGAAUAGUUGAAGAUUCAGUUUGUCAUUUUUUUUUUCUCUUUUUUUCCUUUUUUUUGGUCUGUUAUAUGUCACUGUAAGGUGAAACAGUUGUUCUUGCAUGGUUCGCAAGUCACGCAAUUAGGGGCAACUGUAGUAUUAGAAAUGCUAUUUUUUUUGUUUCCCUUUUCUUUGUGGUAGUGAUGUCUGUUGAAGCAUAAGCAAAAACGUUUUUCUAUGGCAAUUUUGAUGAUAAAGAAUAUUUAGUUCUUCCGUGGUUGGA